AUGGAGAGUCUAAGUGAGCUUCAGAACCCUCUUCUGGAUAAGAACAGCAAGCAUAUGGUGAUGGCCGACUAUGGCUAUGGAGGGGACUUCCACAGCAACCAGUAUCAGGAGAACAUUAUAAACUACUUUGUGACUGGUGGAGGAGGUGGUGGUGGCGGUGGAGGUGGUGGUGGUGGGGUCGCAGUAACAGGAGGAAACGGCAAGGCGAAAUCUCAGCUACUGGACGCCACUUCGCUUCAUCUCGCGGUGGAGGCCUUUUAUAAGCCUAACUUCAUCCUUUACAAGGACGACGUGAGCGGCAAGGGCAAGGAUUACAAAAAUGAGUGCUGCGAGACCACCUUCAUGGAGAAGAAAGACAAGGAAGUUGUGGUUGAGACCCCCAGUACGGAGGACCCACAGGCUAAACUGUUGGAUGAAAAUGAUGUGAAAAUCCAGACGGUUUCUUAUGAGGUGGAGGAAGAGGAAUACGUUGAAUAUGAGACGGACUGCUCCAGUGACAGUGAAAGCGAGGACAACUUCAUCGUCAUCCCUCCUCGUGAUCACCUGGGUCUCGCUAUCUUCUCCAUGCUCUGUUGCUUCUGGCCUCUGGGCAUUGCUGCUUUCUACUUCUCUCAGGGGACCAGCAAAGCCGUGACUAAGGGAGACUUUCCAUUAGCUAGCAUCGCAUCUAGACGAGCCUUGUUCCUGGCUGCACUCUCCAUCACCAUUGGGACAGGGGUCUACGUGGGUGUAGUGGUGGCCCUCAUUGCAUAUCUGUCCAAACCAGGCCACAUCUAG
Messenger RNA from Danio rerio (zebrafish), 777 nucleotides. It is a transcript of the gene syndig1l, whose product is annotated as synapse differentiation inducing 1-like. Gene Ontology annotation, cellular component: Golgi apparatus; membrane. The record is from RefSeq and is marked provisional. NCBI's taxonomy places the organism in Eukaryota, Metazoa, Chordata, Actinopteri, Cypriniformes, Danionidae.